AUUCUUGGUAACGUAAAACAUGGCUGCCGAUUUGUGUUCUUUUUGUGUUCUGUCCGUGUCAUAAGUUGGAAGGACAGUAAUAGUGCAGAGUUCAACAUGGAUAUGGUUGAUAGCCCAGGUUAUGGGCAAAGGUUCAUGAAACCCAAGAAAUCAUCAAACUUACAGUCUGAGCUACAACAGAGGUUAAAGGAUAGACGCAGACAGGGCUUGACUGCAGAUCUCACUGAUGACAGCGACGUUGCCGAAGACAUAGAGCCGAGUGGUGACGAUGAUGAUGAUGCAUAUGCACAGUAUCGGACAGACUUCCAACAGAGAAAAGGCAACCGUCCGAAUUCUGCCAAGCGGCGUUCACCUCUUCAGGGGGACUUAUCCAUGACUGACACUCUCAGACCCGGUGCAGGCGACCGAUUCAUGAAAAAGGGGGCCUCAUCAGGGAGCAGUUCCAUGCCGCCAUUGAGCUCCCCUAAAACGCCUCCUAGGGACCGAUACAGCAUGGACAUGCCCUCGCUGACAUCUCCCAAACUGUCCCCCAAAGGGAGCUCAAGUAUGAAGACGUAUGGGGAAAGCAAAGGGGGACUGUCCCCAAAGGGUACUAAAUCUAAUUCUAAACUGAAACAAGAACAACCAAUGUCAGCAUCUGAUAUGAUCUUUGGUAGGAAGACUCCAACAAAUGAUUCACAAGGAAAACCUCUCCACGACCCCAACAAGCCCUGGCAGGCUCCAAACCUGAGGAAGGCAAGUCCCAUAAUGACAGAUGAUGACAGGGGAUCCGGCGACAGAGGGGUCUCCCCAACUUCAGGAUUGCGGGGCAGAACAACCCCCUCGCUGGAGUCCUCACUCAGACCAAUAUCGGAAACCCCAUCUCCCAGACCACGCCAGCUGUCAGGGGGAACAACUCUACCCAGAGCAACUAAGGGGAUGGAAGGAGAGGUACCUCGUCCACGGAUGAGAAAUACCACUGACAUAUUUGGUAAGACAAGUACCGUGGAGGUAGAAUUAUCAGAUGAUGAGGAUACCCUGAAACAGAAACGAUUCUCAAAAAAUAGUCCGGGUCGGAAAACACCUACAGAGUUAUACGGAGGUAGGAAGACUCCGACUGGCGGACAGAGGAUGCCUGGGGUUAACGGCAGGCAGACACCUACUGACCCAAUAGGCAGAAAGACACCCACAAGGGACCUUCAGGGCAGGAAAACUCCCACAAAUGAUCCACAGGGUAGAAAAACUCCCACGAGGGAUUUCCAGGGCAGGAAAACCCCUACACAGGAUAUGUAUGGUCGAAAGUCUCCAACAACUCCAACGUCAGGUCAGAGGUCACGGUUUUCCAAACAAGGAGAUAGACAGGAGCCUCCGCCAAUGAAGAAAGAGGCGAGUCUCCUUGAUUUUUUGACCGAGGAUACCUCAAGUCAACGACAGAGGAAGAAAGAGGAUGCUAAACCUAGGCUGCUGAGGAAUGCUUCCAGCGAUUCUAUUGAUGAUGAAUUUGAGCAAGCAAACAAGUUUCUCAGUAAGAAACCCCAACAACGGACUGCUGAACCUCGUCCUUUAAAAUCUAAACAAGACAGUUUCCCGAAAGGGAAGGAUUCGGAUGACCUGUGGUCCUCGAGGAAUGCUGAUGAUAAAAUACCUGUGGACCAGAGCUCCAUGUGUGCUGACAUUGAAACUGAUCCGAACAUGAGAAUCAGUGGCACUGGAGAAAGUAGAAUGGUCAAGGGGUCAAGGUCAGAGAAGAUGACCAAUGGUCAGGUGAACAGUGAGAUCAUAGAUAUGGUAGCAGAGGAACAGGAGAAGCAUGGACCUGGUCACAUCAAACCCAUACAGCCUGACCAGAAGGUGACAAAAAAAGAGGAUAGUAAACGUCAAGUCCAUAAACCGAAGCCCCGUCACUCCCUCCCUGGGACCCCCAGCAGUAACGCGUCUCUCACUGAGGGUACACUUGACAGCACACGCUCAAUACGAGAUGCCAUAUACGCAGAGUGGAAGAAUGAGAGGCUAAAGUCUGCCAAAAAGCAGCUUGCUGAAAAGAAGAAGAAAGAGGAAGAACAAGAGAAAAAGAAACAACAGGAAAAGCAGGAAAAGUUUUUGGAAAAUAAGGCAUCUUAUAAUGCCUGGAUGGAAAAGAAGAUGGACACAACGCUGAGAGACCAAGCACGAGAAAAGAAGAAAGAGGAAGAGAAGAAAAUUAGGGAGGAAAAAGAAAAAGAAAGGAAGAAAAGAGAAGCUGCAAAGAAUUUUGAAAUUUGGAAAGAAAACAAGACAGAAGUAAUAAAAGAAAAAGUGAAAGAGAAAAAAAUGACUGAAUACGAAGAAAAGCGAGAAAAAGAAUUGGAAAAGAGAGAUCGUGAAAAAUUGAGUACGUCAGCUUUUAAAGGAUGGAAAUCUAAGAAAGAUAAUCUUAUAAAAACUGAAGUAAAAACUAAAAAAAUCAUGACAAAGGAGCAAAUAAAAAAGCAAGAAAAGCAUAAACGGGAACAGGAAGAGGACGCCUUACGACGCUAUCAUGAUUGGUUAGACAGAAAGGAUUCCCAAAAGAAAGAGGAUAAAAGACAAAGACGAUACGGUUCUACAGAGGAGCUGGAUGACAGACCAGCGUGGAGUCCCGCCAACAGAACCAUCCCGUUCGGUCGGUGACCAAAGCCUACACAUAUUUUGUAUACAUGAUAGAGUCACAGAGAGACGAUGUUCACCUAUCAUUUUAGCCACAACUGACCUACUGAGACUAUGGAAACAUCCGUCCAUAUGUAGAAACAUAAUGUUCUUAGAAGUUGAAAGUGUUGUCCUCAUAUUGAUUUUUAGACAUCUAGAUAUCGCAAAAAUGUCCGUCCGGAAUCUACCUUCGUCAUGGAAACAGGUGACUGUAAUGAUUUGGAAUGUUAUGACUUCAAUUAUUUCAAUUCUAACACAUUUGUUCAGGAAAUUUAAGAGAUAUGUUCAACAGAUAAAAGUGGAAGUGUUGAAUAUUACAAUUUCAUGGACUUUUCUGUGACAAUACUUGCUCAAAGUGUUACCAUUCUACACCCGUUUUGUUUCAGGUCUAACUAUGUUCUGGUCAAAUAUUUUCUUACAAAUUGAACAGAUAUCACUGGUACUUUUUCAGAAUGAUAUUGAAACCAAAAAUGAUUUUUUGCUUUAACCAUGAGAAAUGCAAGGAAUCUGCAUAAGAAAAUGAAGUAACAUUAAAACCCUGUUUCAUGAGAAAGAAAUUUGUGUGAAUGAUUUCUCUAGACUGCCUGUAAGUCAUCGAAUCAGUUUUCAGUUGAGGAGUCUAUUUAAUUUUAUUUGUAUUCAAAACAAUAAUCAUGUUUAUUAUUUUGCAAGUGCUCAUAAUGUAAAUAAUCAUUUUUUAGUAUGCUAGAUGUAGAUGUGUAAUAAUGAUUUGAUGGUUGACCGGGAUUUAUAGAAAAAUGUAUCUUUUCUAUUGUAACAUGUGAUUUUUGUAGAAACAGUUAUUUAAAAUCUGUCUUGCAUUGAACUGAAUAAGAUCUUAAAUGAUUUGCCAUUGGCGAACUUGUGAAUCUCCAUAAUAAUCCAGUAUUGAACAUAAGACGAACUCCAGUAUGUGUUCAAUAUGUGAAAUGUACAUGAUUGGAAAAAAUGUGUAACCAAAUUGUUGGAAACCGGUUUUUCCAGCAUGAAUGUAGCUUUGAUAAAUCAUUUCUGAAAAGAUAACCAUACCUUGUGGGACUUUAAUGAUAUGAUGAUAAAGAUGAUAUAAACAAAAUAUAAUCAACAACAGUGUUCUGAGUGUCAAACAUUCAGUGGGACUUCACCAAGAUUCGAACCCUGGACUUCAUAUUUACCCGGUCAAUGGAAGUGAUCUGACCCAGCUGUGCUACAGUUAUAUCCAAACGGAAGUUAACGGGAGGUUAAUGUAAAUAGGAAAAAACACUACGAAGGGACAGGGAUCCUUAAAACAAUGUUAACACUGUUUGUGUCAACUCCCUAGAACUCACACUUGUAUAUGGUACAUUCCAUAGUUUAUUUCCUGUAAUUGAAACAAGAAGCAAAAUUUAAUUAAAAAAAACUAUUUUUCUAAUAAAAAAAAGUGUAAGGGAAGUCAUACAGAUCACACAUUCAACAUUCUGUAAACAGAAUUUUAUCUAUUUAUAUGGUAGAAUAACGCAAUCAUGUUACACCAGAUUCAGUAGAAGUCUAAUUAUCAAUAGUCAUGUAGCUUUCAAAUGAUCAGUUUUAGUCAUCUGUGUCUAAAAAGUAAUUGUGGCUCAAAUUAUUAAUUGUAAAGAUCAAUUAAAGUAUACAAGUUGUUUUGUUUUAAUUAUAAAAUCAAGAGUUAGGUUUUUUAAAAUAAACGGGAAAGUCAUGGAAAAUUAUAAAUUGUUAUGUUUUUUAUCUGAAUACCAUGUUUAUCUUGUUUAAAGUAUUGCUUUACAGUAUUUUGUAUUCGAAUGGCAUUUUUAUCUUUAAGCUAUUUUGCUCCUAACCUUUUAUUUCUAUGUAUAUCGUCAAUAGUGCCACUAAAUAUAAAGCUAGACAUUCCAUGCCUCUUUUAAUACUCGCUUCUAACACUAUAGCACACUCCUUUUGCAGUAUUUUAUAUUACCUGUUCGUAAGGAGGAUACAUUUUUAAGGACACAGAUACAAAUUAUAUUCUAAAAUGUCAUUUUUUUUAUUUUGAAGUUUUGCUUUUAACAGCCAUUUGGUAGUCCAGUAGACUUCGAUACAUUUUUAUACAGCAAGAGAAUUAUAUCAUUAAUAGAUAUAUAUAUAUUUCAUUAUUUUCAUACGAAAGUAUAUGUUAAGAUAAUUUGUGUAUGUAAUGUCGUGUAAAAGUGAAGUAGUUAUGUACAGUUUCCGUUGUGAGUUUUAGGAAUAAUUUACACAGAAGAUAUUUAUAUGUCGGCUUUAUUACCUGAAGGCCUAUUUUACUCUGUUUAUCAAUGAUUCCAUCCUAAAUUCACUAGCAUAUAAACUUUUCAUAUUCAUUACAUUAUUAUGUCAUAAAACAUAUCAAAGUGAACAUUUGAUAAAAAGUGUUUGAAAUUAAAAAAUGUUUUUUUUAUAUUUGCUUAGAUGAGUAUUGCGUCAUGUACAGGUUAUGUAUGUGUGUAGCAUUAGGGAUUUCGUGCAACUAAUUGCAUUCUGUGAUAUUUUAUACUGACAACAACAUUAGUUUAAUCUCUGAUAUUUUAGUCAAUAAUAUCUCCACUGGUUAGUAAACACAAAAUUUACAUUGAAGAUGGGUUCUGGCCGACUGACAUCAAUAUUCAAUUGAUUGACAUAAGACAUUUGUUAUUUGUAUUCAUUUGUGAGCUCUCCAUUAAAGCCCCAAAUGAAAUCAAAUUCAAGGAUACUGUGUGCUUUCCUCAAAUAUCGAAAUAUCAAGAUACCGCAUUAUUUAUACUUAGCUUACAUUUACAACAGGAAACUACAUCUAUGAUCUUACACACCAUCAAGUUUGAAUCAUGCUUGAAAUACUGACAGUCGGCAGAAACCCAUCUUUAAAUAUGGAACGAUAUAAACGCCUUUUUAAUAUUUCUAUCAUAGCAAAAACAGAACUAUUAUCAAAGCAAAAAUAGGAACUAUUAUUCCCUCCAUUUUAAGCCGUUCUGUUUGUGUACAAGUUUAGUUGAAGCUACUAGAUACUGAUAGGAAGAACUGUUCUGUCUAAUUAAUGUGUCAUUUUGUUGUUUUAACCCAAUGUUGAAAGUAAAACAUCUAAAUGUCA
Molecule: messenger RNA, 5683 nt
Organism: Mizuhopecten yessoensis (Yesso scallop)
Lineage: Eukaryota; Metazoa; Mollusca; Bivalvia; Pectinida; Pectinidae
Product: histone-lysine N-methyltransferase, H3 lysine-79 specific-like
Exons: 12
Coding region: 97-2628 (843 amino acids)
Biological process (GO): regulation of mitotic cytokinesis; mitotic cytokinesis; mitotic spindle assembly
Cellular component (GO): astral microtubule
Molecular function (GO): microtubule binding
Source: RefSeq, a predicted model, not a curated record